Messenger RNA from Cooperia oncophora, 321 nucleotides. The record is from the annotation of a GenBank genome assembly. Lineage: Eukaryota; Metazoa; Nematoda; Chromadorea; Rhabditida; Trichostrongylidae.
AUGCUACUUCUGCUGCUGAUAGCCUUAGGAGAGUUCUUUUCGUCACCUGCACUGGCACUAGCGGACGCUGCCACUUUGAAUGCCACUAAAGACAACCCUCAAGAGUUUGGAAAGAUUCGUCUGUUUGCCUCGGUCGGUUGGGGACUGGCCAUGUUCGUCAUGGGAGUUGGCCUGGAUUACUCCGAUACCUUCCGAAAUCAUCCGUGCCCGACUAGUAACACCACCGAGAAGAACUACACACUUUGCUUCGUCAUGUGCAGUAUAUUCAUGUGCGCUGCUAUGCUUCUUGGUGAGUACUCUUCAUACCAAUGUCAAGCAUGA